UCGUUUGCUAAAUCUAAAAUGGUCGAAUUGCUUCAAAUUAUUAUUAUUAUUGCCGAAUUUUUUCUGUUGGGUUUUAGUAGAAAACAUCUUGAUUUCGGGAAUGCGAAUUACAGUGAAGAAUUUGUAGUAAAAGAGAGAAUAGUUGGAGGCCAUAAUGCGGAUGAAGGGGAGGUGCCUUGGAUGGCUUACUUGUUUCAGGCAAAGAUUUUUAUAUACGACAGAUUUAUCUGUGGAGGAUCCAUUAUUGCUGAGAAGUGGAUUAUCAGUGCGGCUCAUUGUUUUUUAAUUUCGUCUGUACCUUAUAUUUACUUUGUACGAAUUGGAAGCCGCUAUAUUGACAGUGGAAACUUGGUUCAUAUGAACUUAAAGAAAAUAUGCAUCCAUCCAAACUUUGGCGAUCCUUACAUUUUUAGCAAUGACAUCGCUUUGCUGAAAGUUAAUAACAGCAUUUAUUACAAUGACUUUAUCCGAUUUAUCUACUUGAAUAAACAACUUAUCGAACUGAACGAUGAAAUGGCUACUGUUGCUGGAUGGGGUACAGUGAAUGAAAGGUAUAGUAUUUAUCCGCGAGUAUUACAGGUUGUAGAUCUACCCAUCAUCGACAAUAGAAUGUGUGAAGAUUGGUUUAAUUAUAGAGGAAUGGAUUUGAAAAUCGAAGAUAGUCAACUCUGUGCCGGUUUUAAAGAUGGAGGAAAAGAUUCUUGUCAGGGUGAUUCUGGAGGACCUUUGUAUCUUAAAGAGAAUAAUAAUAGUGGUAUACUUAUCGGAAUCGUAUCUAAUGGUCUCGGAUGUGCUCGACCUUAUGCACCAGGCAUAUAUACUCGAAUUAGUUCUUACAUACUCUGGAUUGAAAGAAUUAUAAAAUAGAAUGUUUAAACUUUAUUAGCAAGGAGUUUAGACUUAGAGGACAUAUUUUAUUUCUGUUGGCGGAAGGAUGUCAAAUGGCUUAAUUCUCGAUUGCUUGUUAAUCGGCAACACAAGUUUAUUAAAUCUCUAUUUAUUUAACAGAAGUAAUUGAUAAGAUUGAUAACACCGUUACAUUUAAUUAUAAAAAUCUACACAUUUACUAAAUAAAACUAGGAAAAUU
Messenger RNA from Centruroides sculpturatus (bark scorpion), 1087 nucleotides. Its product is annotated as anionic trypsin-like. NCBI's taxonomy places the organism in Eukaryota, Metazoa, Arthropoda, Arachnida, Scorpiones, Buthidae. Gene Ontology annotation, biological process: proteolysis. The record is from RefSeq and is a predicted model, not a curated record. The coding region runs from base 19 to 867 and encodes 282 amino acids. The transcript has 6 exons. Gene Ontology annotation, molecular function: serine-type endopeptidase activity.